Arachis duranensis is the source of this 2856-nucleotide messenger RNA. RefSeq lists its product as uncharacterized. The transcript is spliced from 21 exons. The record is from RefSeq and is a predicted model, not a curated record. Gene Ontology annotation, molecular function: GTPase activity; GTP binding; U3 snoRNA binding. NCBI's taxonomy places the organism in Eukaryota, Viridiplantae, Streptophyta, Magnoliopsida, Fabales, Fabaceae. Gene Ontology annotation, biological process: maturation of SSU-rRNA from tricistronic rRNA transcript (SSU-rRNA, 5.8S rRNA, LSU-rRNA); ribosome biogenesis; endonucleolytic cleavage of tricistronic rRNA transcript (SSU-rRNA, 5.8S rRNA, LSU-rRNA). Gene Ontology annotation, cellular component: preribosome, small subunit precursor; nucleus. Bases 191 to 2557 code for a protein of 788 amino acids.
AAGCCCUACUGAUAGUUGCCGCCACUCCUCAUUCCCAAACCUCUUACGCCUAUCGCCACCGCUGUUGUGCGUCCACCACCGCCCGUCGCCGCCGUCCUUUGUUUUUCGUUCACUUGCUUCCUCCUUCAAACUUUGGCUUUUCUUUCAAACCUAGAAUCACUGUGUGUGAAAACUAGCAUCUGCGACCACCAUGGGAGGGUCGCGAGUUCAAGUCAAUAAGGCUCACAAGUCACGCUUCUCCUCAAAACAUUCUCGCAAUGUUCAUAAAACCUCUGUUAAAGAUAGAAUUGCGGUUGUCAAAACUGAGCGCAAUGUCGGCAAGGGAGCUCGUGCCGCAAGAAUUCAGCGAAAUAAAAUGAUACGUGACCAGAAGAGGGCUGCCGUUUUGAAAGAAAAGAGAGAGCUCAGUGGAUCGAGAAGUCCUCCUCGAGUAAUUGUUCUCUUUGGACUUUCUGCUUCUGUGGAUUUAGAUUCACUCAAUGAUGAUCUGUUGUCAUUACUUUCUAAAGAAUCGUCUUCUGGGGUAUCGUCAGGAACAGUUGCUUCUUCUGAUUACCGGACUAGAACUACAGUACUCAAAGCACCUCAUGGUGAUCUACUGGCAUGUAUGGAAAUGGCCAAGGUUGCUGAUCUGCUGGCUUUUGUGGCCUCGAUAAAUUCUUUAUCUGAAGAGACUGAUUCUUACUACAUUGAUUCAUUUGGAGAUCAAUGCCUUUCUGUAUUUAGGUCUCUUGGCUUACCAAGCACGGUUGUCUUUAUUCGAGAUCUUCCCACUGAGCUGAAACAAAGAAAUGAACUAAAGAAGUUAUGCACAUCUAGUCUCGCCUCUGAAUUUCCCGAGGAUUGUAAGUUUUAUCCAGCUGAUACCAAGGAUGAGCUGCACAAGUUCUUGUGGCUCUUUAAAGAGCAGCGGCUCAAAGUUCCCCAUUGGAGAGCUCAACGACCUUACCUCAUGGCUCAAAAGGUCGAUGCAGCAUCUGAUGGCAACUCAGAAAAAUGCACUCUCCUUUUAACCGGCUACCUUCGUGCUCGUAGCCUCUCAGUGAAUCAAUUGGUUCAUGUAACAGGUGCAGGAGAUUUCCAAUUGUCUAAAAUAGAAGUUCUUAAGGACCCUUUUCCUUUGAAUUCAAGGAAAAAUCAGGACAUAAUGGAUUUGGAUGAAAUGAAUGACGUGAAGGUCAUUGGUUGUCUGGCCCCAGAUCCUGAAAAACAGGAAGCUUUAAUUGUCGAGAAUGAACCUGAUCCUCUUGCUGGGGAGCAGACGUGGCCAACAGAGGCUGAAAUUGCUAAGGCUGAUGAAGAUCUUAAGAAAAAGAAGACACGAAAGAGGACUGUUCCCCGAGGCACUUCUGAAUAUCAGUCUGCAUGGAUUGUUGAUGGCUCUGAUGCAGAGGAGUCAGAUGGUGAUGACGAAGAUGAUGGUAUGGUGUUGGAUCAAAACGAAGAUGGUCAAGAAGGAAAAGAGUACACCGAAUUUGAUGGUGAUGGAGCAUCGGUUAGGUUUGGAGAUUCUGAUGAGGAAACUGACAUUGAUUCAGUGAUGAUGGAGGCAGAUAAUAUAACAAGAGAGAAGAUAGAAGAUGAACUUAAGGAACUUAAAGAAGCACAUGCUGCAGAUGAGGAAUUCCCGGAUGAAGUGGAUACACCAAUGGAUGUUCCUGCUAGGAAGCGGUUUGCAAAAUAUCGAGGACUCAAGUCCUUUAGGACUUCCUCAUGGGAUCCAAAAGAAUCUCUACCACAAGACUAUGGCAGAAUAUUUCAAUUUGAUAACUUAAAGAGAACACAAAAACAUGUUCUUGCUAAAGCUUUAGCAAAGGAGCAAGAAAACAUGGAUGACUGUAUACCAGUUGGCUCGUAUGCUAGGCUGCAUAUCGGGGAAGUGCCCAGUGCCAUUGCUUCAAAAUUAUGUGCACUUGGAAAGACAACCCCGAUUACAGCAUGUGGCCUGCUUGAGCAUGAAUCAAAAGUAUCCGUUCUUCACUUCAGUGUGAAGAAGAACGAAACAUAUGAUUUGCCCAUCAAAUCCAAGGAGGAGUUAUUAUUUCAUGUUGGGUUUCGGCAAUUUGUUGGCAGGCCACUUUUCUCUAGUGAAUAUAUCAAUACAGACAAGAACAAGAUGGAGAGGUUUCUCCAUCCUGGGCGCUUUUCAGUUGCUUCAAUUUAUGCGCCUAUAUCAUUUCCACCUCUUCCUUCAAUCAUCUUAAAAAGAACUGGAGAGGAUGUAGCACCUGCUGUGGUUGCCGUUGGCUCACUUAAGUCCAUUGAUCCCGAUAGGAUAAUCCUUAAACGAGUUAUUUUGACAGGUUACCCCCAGAGAGUAUCAAAACGCAAGGCCUCCGUGAAACACAUGUUCUAUAAUCCAGAGGAUGUUAAAUGGUUUAAGCCUGUAGAGCUUUAUACAAAGCGUGGUCUUCGUGGACGGAUCAAAGAGCCUGUUGGCACACAUGGAGCAAUGAAGUGCCUUCUGAAUGGGGUUCUUGAACAGCGUGAUACUAUUUGCAUGAAUCUAUUCAAACGUGCAUAUCCAAGGUGGCCCAACCAUCACUAUGCUCUAUGAGAGAAGAGCCCUUUUUGAUGAUGGGUUUGGUACUCAGAAGAAAGCCAAUUGUAUAUGAUUGGGAAUGAAGCUCUGGUUCAGAUUCACCUCUAUGGUGGAUGCAGUUCUUGGGACUACUAAGUCCCCAUUUUUGUGUGCACACUUGUGUGUGUGAGCAGAUAUAUUUAAACAUGUUUCCGAAUUUGGAUUUUGGUUUAAAAUUUGAUUCGGUUUUGUAUCAUAUCUUUCUAUAGUGGAAGGGAGUUUAUUUAAAUGUCACUAUAUUGUUUCUUUGGUUUAAAUUGAUCAUUUCAUUUCUU